GUGUGAAGCUCUGGUUCUUACACGCAGAAGCUGGAAGAGUAGAGAUGACUAUUCUCAUCGAGUCAACCUUCUCUCUGUCUUCAUUUCUUGCUACAAAUAUCAAAUUUAAUUUUUCUCUUCCUUUUAUUUAUUUAUUUUUUCUUGUUGGUAUUUGCUGCUGUUGUUCUUCUCUUUAAUUUCUUGCCUUUGGGUUUUUGGCUUUUGCUUCUUGUCUCUCUCUCUCUCCUCUCUUUCUCUCUCUCCCUUUUCCUCAGAUCAUCAAACUUCAUACUUUCACACUGCACCAUCAUCAACAACCACAUAUUACAAUAAAAGAAAACCCCAAUUCCAUUUCUUUUAUUUUUCAUUUUAAUGAAAAAGAAGAAAUUAUCUGAUUUUUUGAUCCAUGGACGAAGAUGAAGUUUGUAUUUGCUCAUGCUUUCCUCAACCCCUAUUCAAAAUUUGUCUGCAAUUCUCAGACCUAAAUUAGAACACCAUCUUUGGCCACCACAGCUCCAUAACUACUCAAAGUAGGAGGAUUUAGGUCAGAUGGCUGAAAGUUGGCAUGGAAAUUAUGACACCGGCAGUCCAUCAGAUGACAGCCAUAAGUUUGAGCGAUUGCACAUCGAGCCUAUUUAUGAUGCAUUUUUUUGUCCUUUAACAAAGCAAGUUAUGCGCGAUCCUGUUACCUUAGAAAACGGCCAAACAUUUGAGCGAGAAGCAAUUGAAAAGUGGUUUAGGGAAUGCAAGGAGAGUGGAAGGAAGUUGGUCUGCCCACUGACACUAAAAGAAUUGAAAAGAGGUGAUCUAAAGCCUAGCAUAGCAUUGAGGAACACCAUUGAAGAGUGGAAUGCCAGAAAUGAAGCUGCUCAGCUUGAUAUGGCUCGUAAGUCAUUGAAUCUGAGCAGCUCAGAAAGUGAAGUUCUUUUGGCCUUGAAGUUUGUCCAGCAAAUCUGCCAAAAAACAAGAUCAAAUAAGCAUGUUGCACGCAAUGCAGGGCUGAUACCUAUGAUAGUUGACAUGUUGAAGAGCAGCAGUCGUAAAGUAAGGUGCAAAGCUUUGGAAACCCUUAAAACUGUGGUGGAGGAUGAUUCCGAUAAUAAGGAAAUAUUGGCUGAUGGGGAUAUAGUACGAACUAUAGUGAAGUUCUUGUCUCAUGAGCAAUCCAAAGAGAGGGAGGAAGCUGUCUCUUUGCUGUAUGAACUAUCCAAAUCUGAAGCCUUAUGUGAGAAGAUUGGUUCAAUUAAUGGAGCGAUUCUUAUUUUGGUGGGAAUGACAAGCAGCAAAUCAGAUAACAUUUUGACUGUUGAGAACGCUGAUAAAACAUUAGAGAAUCUGGAGAAGUAUGAGAACAAUGUGAGACAGAUGGCUGAAAAUGGUAGACUGCAGCCUCUUCUGACACAAAUUCGUGAAGGCCCUCCAGAAACCCAACUUUCGAUGUCUAAUUUCCUUGGUGAGUUAGUUUUGGACAAUGAUGUAAAGGUCCUAGUGGCUAAAAGUGUGGGUUCAGCUUUGAUUAACAUCAUGAGAAGUGGUGAUAUGCAGUCAAGAGAAGCAGCUUUGAAAGCUCUCAACCAAAUUUCAUCUUGUGAGGCAAGUGCCAAGGUACUGAUAGAGGCAGGAAUACUUCCGUCUCUGGUCAAAGAUCUCUUUUUCGUUGGGACUAACCAGCCUAUGCGACUGAAGGAGGUUGCUGCAACAAUUCUUGCUAAUGUUGUUAGCACAGACUAUGAUUUUGAUUCCAUCUUGGUUGGACCCGAUCAGCAAACGCUAGUCUCAGAAGACAUUGUCCAUAACCUACUACAUCUCAUUAGCAACACUGGACCAGCAAUCGAGAGCAAGCUUCUCCAGGUUCUUGUUGGACUCACUAGCUCUCCUUCAACUAUUCUGAGUGUUGUUGCCGCCAUUAAAAGCUCAGGUGCCAUUAUUAGUUUGGUGCAGUUUAUUGAGGCUCCACAAAAGGAAUUACGUGUGGCUUCCAUUAAACUUCUCCAGAACCUCUCUCCACAUGUGGGCCAGGAGCUAGCUGACGCCCUACGUGGCACAGUGGGCCAACUUGGAAGCCUAAUAAAAGUCAUAUCAGAGAAUAUUUCAAUCACUGAAGAGCAAGCAGCAGCCAUCAGCGUCUUAGCUGAACUACCGGAGAGGGAUCUAGGCCUUGCCAGGCAGAUGCUAGAUGACGGUGCCUUUGAGCUGGUACAUUCUAAAAUAGUUAAGAUCCGCCAAGGGGGGAGUAGGGGUGGCCGCUUUGUGACGCCAUUUUUAGAAGGACUUGUACGAGUUCUAGCCAGGGUUACACUUGUGUUGGCUGAUGAGCAAGGUGCAGUUUCUCUGUGCCGUGAACUUAAUCUUGCUGCACUUUUCAUUGAACUUCUACAGUCCAAUGGACUGGAGAAUGUACAGAUGAGUUCGGCAGCAGCAUUGGAGAAUUUAUCACAAGAAUCCAAAAAUUUGACAAGAUUGCCCGAGUUGCCUACACCUGGUUUCUGUGCUUCAGUUUUUUCAUGUUUUAGCAAGCCACCUGCCAUAAACGGAUUGUGUCGGCUUCAUCGUGGGACGUGUUCACUUAGAGAGAGUUUUUGUCUCUUGGAGGGACAUGCUGUGGAAAAGUUGGUAGCUCUUCUGGACCACACAAACGAGAAGGUGGUCGAAGCAGCACUUGCAGCACUCUCUACUCUGUUGGAUGAUGGGGUUGAUAUCGAACAAGGGGUUAUGGUGUUGUGUGAGGCAGAGGGGGUGAAGCCUAUUCUUGACGUGUUGUUAGAGAAACGGACAGAGAAUCUGAGGAGGAGGGCAGUCUGGGUAGUUGAAAGACUAUUGCGGAGUGAUGAGAUAGCCUAUGAAGUUUCUGGAGAUCCGAACGUGAGCACCGCACUUGUUGAUGCCUUCCAGCAUGGUGACUAUCGAACCCGGCAGAUUGCUGAACGUGCCCUGAAGCACGUUGACAGGUUACCAAACUUCUCUGGUGUCUUUCCGAACGCAUGAUAGAUAUCUUCCCCGGUGGUUUUUAUUGUUAUAGUUUGCGAAGCUGCCAUUGGAGGGGGGUAUAUAUUUGUUGUAUGCAGAUUUUUCAUUUGUUUUGAAAGAAAGCUGUUCAUUUGUUUUUAAGGAUGGUGGUGUCUCCAUCUACUUGGGUUUCUGUUAAUCAGCUGCAUUUUUUGUACAAAUUGUUAAGGAAAAUUCUGUUAUGCCCAGAUUUCGAUUCUGGAACACCCACUUCUUGAACACCUCUUUUUUUUUUUUUUUUUUUUUGUUUGAGUACAUCGAAUUUUUACACGAGCGGAGGGGAAGUUUGGCUAAGCCAAACAAUGGAGAACCUAAAUUCUUUUUUGAUUUGUAAGGAUUUGUAUGGAUUUGUAUGGACAACUCCCACUUGUAUUAUAGAUUUCUAUGGAUUUGUAAGGA
Molecule: messenger RNA, 3384 nt
Organism: Malus domestica (apple)
Lineage: Eukaryota; Viridiplantae; Streptophyta; Magnoliopsida; Rosales; Rosaceae
Product: U-box domain-containing protein 44-like
Biological process (GO): protein ubiquitination
Molecular function (GO): ubiquitin-protein transferase activity; protein binding
Source: RefSeq, a predicted model, not a curated record